Messenger RNA from Argiope bruennichi, 715 nucleotides. RefSeq lists its product as uncharacterized. Bases 118 to 606 code for a protein of 162 amino acids. Gene Ontology annotation, cellular component: endoplasmic reticulum; membrane. Gene Ontology annotation, molecular function: protein-macromolecule adaptor activity. The record is from RefSeq and is a predicted model, not a curated record. The transcript has 4 exons. NCBI's taxonomy places the organism in Eukaryota, Metazoa, Arthropoda, Arachnida, Araneae, Araneidae.
UGUAUUUUGUUUCAGUUGAUUUCAGUGUUGAUUUGAUAAAUGUUUUGUCUGCCACCGGUUUUCAAAAAUGACUUAGAGAUUUCAAAAUUUCUUAUUUAAAAAAUAAUUUUUAGAAAUAUGUCGCAUUGGAUGACAGUAACUUUAAGAUGCUGGGUUGCAUUUAUUGCAUUCACAAAUUUUGGAGCAGCAUUUAGGUGCUUCACUGAAGAUAAUUUUGUUCGCUCAAAAGUUUUUGGUAUUGAUUCCGAACCAUGGAAGUCAAAUGAAGGACCAAUAUUGGAGCGCAUGUAUGGAUAUUGGUCUUUCAUCAAUGGAAUUAUUUUAGCUAGUUGCUUCUUUUUUAUUGAAGAGAAGAAGAUUCUCUGUUUGUCUGUGUGUGUCAUUGUUCUUUACCUAUGUUUUUUUGGUAUUGAGGGUUAUUUAUACAAGACCCUCUCCGUUCAUGGCCCAACGAUAUAUCCAUGUGUAUUAAGUGGACUCACUUUGUUAUGGCUUUUAGCCAGCCUUAAAUAUCACCCCAGUAAUCGCACAAAAGAAGAAAUUGAUGAAAAUGAAGUUCUGAGAAAGCAAUUCCAUUUCAAAAGUAUCUCCAGAAAGAUACAAUGAUUGAAAAAACACCCUGAUAUCUUAAAAUGUAUGUUUAUCUUCUAUCAAACUCUAAAUAAAUGCUUGAAGUGAAACUUAAAAAUACAAAGUAAAAUUUUCUGAACAGAUA